UCAUUUUGCCAUUUAGAUUUUCAAUAUCUCUUCUAUCCAUCUUCGUUCGCCAAGUAUAUCAAACAAACCCUUCUUUUUUGCAUGCUUCAAUCACCCCAAAACAACACACACAUACACCAAGAACACACACUAAACCCACACCACUUUUAUAAACAUUCUUUGCAUGCUCUUUCUUGCCAUUACUUGUUUACGAUCUAUUCACAAACUUUUUGAGUGAUUUACCAAAAUGGGUGUCUCUAUUUUUCACUAAUUUUAACUAAAAAUACUUGCUUUUUGUCUUUUCAAGAUUGCAAUACUUGUGGGUCAUUUCAAUCGGGUCCUGUUCUUGCUCAUGGGUCCUAUAAGAGGAAGCAAAAAGAAGAGGAAAAUCGAUAGUGAAAAUGGUUUGGCUUCUGGGUCUUCUGAAGACGGCUCUAAUGAUUGGUGGAGUGAGUUCUCCAAGCGGAUUGUUGGUUCGCUAUCUCCGUCAAAAGGUCUAGACCAAUUCGAGUCGGUUUUCAAGGUAUCAAGAAAAACAUUCAACUACAUAUGCUCACUUGUAAACGAGCCCAUGACGUCCAAAACAUCAAACUUCAUGUACUUAAACGGCCAAUCAAUGUCUCUUAACGAUCAAGUAGCUUUGGCUUUAAGAAGAUUAAGUUCCGGUGACUCAUUAAUAGGCGUAGGCAACUUUUUUGGUACAAACCACUCAACCGUCUCUCAGGUGACCUGGCGGUUCGUGGAGGCAAUUGAAGAACGUGGGCUCCACCACCUCCAAUGGCCGACAACCGAAGAGGAAUUCACACAGAUAAAAUCCAAAUUUGAGAACAUCAGAGGCCUUCCUAAUUGUUGUGGUGCUAUUGAUACCUCUCAUAUCAUGAUGUUGCUGUCGGCAUCGGAUCGGACAAUUGAUGUUUGGCUUGACCGUAAGGACAACCACAGUAUGAUGUUGCAGGUGAUUGUUGACCCCGACAUGAGAUUCCGUGAUGUAGUUACAGGAUAUCCCGGGAAAAUGGACGAUGCAUCCGUGCUUCAAAAAUCUAGUUUUCAUGAUUUAUCAGAGAAAGGAGAGAGGCUAAACGGGAAGAAACUAAAGCUACCGGAAGGAACCGAAAUUCGAGAAUACAUAGUUGGAGACUCGGGUUUUCCAUUACUACCAUGGCUCCUAACUCCAUAUCAAGGCCGGGAUCUCCCCGAAACAAAAACCGAAUUCAACAAACGCCAUUUUGCAACAAAGUUGGUGGCCCAGCGUGCUUUGGCCCGCUUGAAAGAUGUCUGGAGGGUGAUCCAUGGAGUUAUGUGGCGGCCCGACAAGAACAGGCUGCCUAGAGUUAUUCUCGCGUGUUGUAUCCUUCAUAACAUCAUGAUUGACAUGGAAGACGACGCGUUAGAUGAGCUGACUUUGACUAAUCAACAUGACUCGGGGUAUCGCCCCGAGUUUUGUGAUAUGGCGGAUACGAACGCAUCAAUCUCGAGAGAUAAGUUGGCUCUUUAUUUGUCUGGAAGACUGGCUGUUUGAUUUUUUAUUUUUUUUCAUACAUUUGGUUCAAGAAUUUGUAUAUUACUUGGUAAAAUGCUUAAGAGUUUCAGAUAUUAGGUUGUUUUUGUUAUACAUAUAUUUCUAUAGAGCGUAUUGUAUUUGAGGUUGC
Molecule: messenger RNA, 1628 nt
Organism: Helianthus annuus (common sunflower)
Lineage: Eukaryota; Viridiplantae; Streptophyta; Magnoliopsida; Asterales; Asteraceae
Product: protein ALP1-like
Exons: 3
Coding region: 332-1498 (388 amino acids)
Source: RefSeq, a predicted model, not a curated record